AUGGAAGUAGUAGGGGAUUGUUUUUUCACCAGCCGCGCUCACGUUCGUUUUUAUGGUAUGUUCAUAAAAAUUUUAUUCAAUUUAAUAAAUUUCUCACUUUCCGGCAGUUUUAAUGUUUUUGUGGCGGAAAAAGUUCUAUCGUAAGUUUAAAAAUUUUUCGAAUCGUUGUAAUUUUUUCACUUGUCAGCUUACCCGCCUGAAAAAAUCAGAACAGAAUUUUUUUAUGAAAUCAGUCCAAGUUGUAAUUUUAAGAAAAUUGAACCGUCUUUGUGAGGUUUUGGUUAAAUUGACAAAAAAACAAUUGAAAGAUGAUGCUCGAGGUUUCUUUUGUUCUAUGUAUCAAAAAGUGCCAUUGUGUUAUAUUCAUUGCAUUGAAAUAGGUUUUCAGGCUUCUCCGCUAAUCCGCCAAUAAGCAGAAAUUUUUUUUGAAUAAACUGAGUAAAUUUCGUCAUAACUUAUCCUUCCCAAAAUAUAAAAAAAACCUGAGCCUCGAUUUUUCGCGACUUGAAUCAACAGAUUGAAUCGCUCUAUGAAUAGAAAUAUGGAUGAAGGAAGCUAAAAUGACGUUAGGAAAUUUCUAAAUGACUAGCAGACUUUAUCGUUGCGAUGAAGUUCCUUUCUGCCUAUAUUUAUGCAGAUUUGACUCAAAACGGUUUCGCGCGGUGUCAUAGGGCAGCACUAGAACCAGCUGAUCAAUUUCUAGUAUCUAUGAUCUCAUUCAUCCGCAAUGCAACGGGGACGCUUACCUAUUUGGAAAGACUUCACUCCGAGAUUUAUCACAGUGAAGAAUCUCCCACAAACGGUAGACUCCGGAGCAGAAGAGCAUCGGAGCAGCGGCGGCUCAAGCUCCGCCUCCAGCGGCUCUCGGCGGGAUUUGCCGGCGCCAGUAGCGGCUUUUCGAGUCCCUUGUGUUCUCUCCCUUGGCAUCCAUCCCCGCUGCCCAUAUCUGGCCAUAUGCAUAACAUAA
Messenger RNA from Caenorhabditis auriculariae, 967 nucleotides. The record is from the annotation of a GenBank genome assembly. Lineage: Eukaryota; Metazoa; Nematoda; Chromadorea; Rhabditida; Rhabditidae.